AUGCCCUCGCUGAAGGUUCUCAUCUGCGGUGGUGGCUGUGCUGGACCUGCCCUGGCAUACUGGCUUGCCUCCUGCGGCCAUAGAGUCACCGUCGCCGAGCGUUUCCCGGCUCUUAGGGCCUCGGGUGCGCAGAUAGAUCUCCGAGCUCAGGGCAUCGAGGUCGUUAGGCGUAUGGGGCUCCUUGAAGCCGUCCGCAGCCGGUCUGUUGACGAGAUGGGCGUCUGGGGGACUGUCCAUGCCAACAAAUCUGGCAAAGGCGCACAGUCUCUAACGUCCGAUUAUGAAAUUAUGCGUGGAGACCUUGUCCGGAUAUUAUAUGAUGCAACAAAGAAUGAUGUGGAGUAUAUAUUUGGCAAACAUGUGGAUAGUUUCGAUCAGGACGAACAUGAGGUAGUCGUCCGUUUCUCUGACGGUACAACCGAUACAUUCGAUCUCCUAGUCGGAGCAGACGGUCAAGGAUCACGUAUCCGGAAGGCUAUCUUACCGCUCGAUGCCCCGGAUCCUUAUUGGCGAAUAGGAGUACUUAUGGCGUAUUGGUUCAUCCCCCGUAUAGAGACGGACGGCAACAUCAGUACUGCCUAUCACAGUUCCGGCGGCCGGGCAUUAUUUCGAAGAAGCCAUAGUCCCGCAGAAUCUCAGAUUUAUCUUGCGCUCCGUGAUAACUCAAAAGAAUUAUGGAGCCUUCCCAGGGCCCCGAUCGUACAGCAAAAGAAGUUUUUUAUCCAAAGGUUCCAUGAUGCUGGCUGGCAGGUUGACCGGUUUCUCAAAGGCUUGGAGACCACAUGGUCCUUUUACUGCGAGGAGGCACUUCAAGUCCGCACAAGUACAUGGUAUAAGGGUCGGGCUGUUCUGGUGGGGGAUGCCGGGUACUGUCCAUCCCCGUUCACUGGACUUGGAACAACUGUUGGCCUUGUUGGUGCCUAUGUUUUGGCUGGCGAGAUCAACCGACACGCCGACAAUUUGCCUCGAGCUUUUGCAAACUAUGAUAAGAAACUACGACCUUUUGUCAAUGAUGUUCAAGCACUGAAUCGAGGAUCCAUACAGUACUACCUACCUCAGACGCAGCUGGGGAUCAGUCUUUUCCAUUUCUUUGUAUGGCUUCUAUGCAUCCUUCGCAUCCCCGAUCUUAUUGCACGGUGGUCAAAUGAGAAUGCUCACGGCUGGAAUUUACCAUAUUAUCCUGAGCUAGAUGCCAGGCAGCAUCACAAACCUAUGGAGAAGGUGGCUUAG
This is a messenger RNA of Microsporum canis CBS 113480, 1230 nucleotides long. RefSeq names its product oxidoreductase. NCBI's taxonomy places the organism in Eukaryota, Fungi, Ascomycota, Eurotiomycetes, Onygenales, Arthrodermataceae. Gene Ontology annotation, molecular function: FAD binding. The record is from RefSeq and is a predicted model, not a curated record. The transcript is spliced from 2 exons. The coding region runs from base 1 to 1230 and encodes 409 amino acids.